UGAAUUUGCUACAAAAAAAAGGAGAGGUGCUAUGAUGGCUGCCGUAUUUGCCAUGCAAGGUAUUGGAAUCUUAACUGCUGCCAUAGUUUCAACUAUCGUUGUAGCUUGUUUCCAGAGUUCCAUUUCUCCGUCCGAUUUUUCCAAUAUUGAUUAUAUAUGGAGAAUUGUCACAGGAGUAGGUGCAAUUCCUGGUUGUGUCGCCCUUUAUUACCGACUUACUAUACCAGAAACACCUCGUUUCACUAUGGAUAUAGAACUUAAUGUUGAUCGGGCUGCUGCUGACAUUAAUGAUGUAUUAACAACAGGUACUUACAAAGAUCAUGAACAAGAUAUCAUUGUUAAAGUUGAUGCACAGAAAGCCACCGUCUCCGAUUUCUUCCAUUAUUUUGGUCAAUGGAAAAACGGAAAAGUUUUAUUUGGCACUUGUUUCACAUGGUUUGUAUUGGAUGUAGCCUUUUAUGGUAUCGGUCUAAACAACAAUAUUAUUUUGAGCAAAAUUGGAUUUUUGGGUAAUGGCACUGAUCCUUAUGAGACGCUAUUUAAAGCCUCUGUUGGUAAUAUUAUCAUUGCAUUGCUGGGCUCCGUACCUGGUUACUGGGUAACCGUUUUUACUAUCGAUUCUUGGGGUCGACGUCCUAUUCAACUUUUGGGUUUUACAGUCCUUACUAUUCUAUUCGUUGUUAUCGGUUCUGCUUUUGACCAAAUUUUGCAAGUUUCCGUUGAUUUUUUCAUCGUUUUAUUCACCUUAGCUCAAUUUUUCUUCAACUUUGGUCCCAAUACCACUACAUUCGUCGUGCCAGGUGAAAUAUUCCCAACUCGAUACCGUUCAACUGGACACGGAUUGAGUGCUGCUUCUGGAAAAUUGGGUGCUAUUAUUUCUUCUGUUGGAUUUUCUAAAUUGAAAGAUAUUGGUGGUGCUGCUGGUUCAAAUGCAUUCGUUAAAUAUUUAUUCCUAAUAUUUGCUGGCUUUAUGUUUAGCGGCCUUGUAGCCACAUUCUUCUGUGUACCUGAAACAAAGGGUUCAACACUAGAAGAAUUAUCAAAUGAAGACCAGGACGGUUUCGUUAAAGGUGUACACAAACCUCAUGUCAUUGAAGUUUAA
This is a messenger RNA of Scutellospora calospora, 1102 nucleotides long. The record is from the annotation of a GenBank genome assembly. NCBI's taxonomy places the organism in Eukaryota, Fungi, Glomeromycota, Glomeromycetes, Diversisporales, Gigasporaceae.